Molecule: messenger RNA, 718 nt
Organism: Biomphalaria glabrata
Lineage: Eukaryota; Metazoa; Mollusca; Gastropoda; Planorbidae
Product: CD209 antigen-like
Exons: 4
Coding region: 145-675 (176 amino acids)
Source: RefSeq, a predicted model, not a curated record
GCAACGCCCCUAAUAGGCCUACACGCAUUCUGUCCUCUAUAGUGAGUCUAUAGCAACCAAGGAAGACAUAUUGCUCCAUCUCAACGCUAUACGCUUUAAAAAAUCCAUUACCGAUACAUUCUUAGAGAUUCAUCUACAGAAGACAUGAGACCUGCUAGUAGUGUACACAUCGUCUUGCUGGUCAUCUUGUUUGUUAUCAUGGUUCAUGGACAAGUCGCCCGAUGGAGUAAUGAAAGGCUAAAUAAGAAUUUAAAGAGAGUUUCUUGCAGUAAGAAUCCAGCUUUCGGAGAAAUGACUUUUACAGGUGGUAAAAUGUGUUGCUUUUGGUCAGUCAUCCCCAAGACAUUUGCAGAUGCCAAAGCAGAUUGUGAAGCUAGAGGAGCGAGACUUGCAGUCUUCAAAGGUGCUGACAAAAUGGCAUUUCUGAUAAGUCAGUUGAGCAUUUGGGCAAGAGACAUUUGGAUAGGACUAGAUGAUAUACAAAAAGAGGGCACCUUUGUGUGGCAUGAUGGGACAAUCCUUUACAAACACGAAUAUCACCCACUUUAUUUUAGUAACGAUAACCCGGAUAACGAUGACAACCAAGAUUGUGUUGAUCUUUCGUGGUCUUAUUGGAAGUUCGACGACGAUUCCUGUUCCAAGUCAAAGAAUUAUGUCUGCGAAAAAGUACUCUAAUGAGCUGGUGAAGAUUUAAAUAUUAAUAUCAAUGAUUGAAAUA